This is a messenger RNA of Bactrocera oleae (olive fruit fly), 5178 nucleotides long. The record is from RefSeq and is a predicted model, not a curated record. Lineage: Eukaryota; Metazoa; Arthropoda; Insecta; Diptera; Tephritidae.
CUUUUUAAAUAUAAAUAUCUCGAACACGAAGCAAAAUGUAGUAAUGAAACUUAGUGUGUUUAAGACCUAAAAUAUAAGUUCAUAUCUUUAAUAUAAAUUUAACACAGUAUUUCCCCCCCUUUGCAUCUUUGCAAACUGUUAGAGCAUAAAAUAUUAGGUUGCGCUCGAACUUAGCAUUUUCUUACUUAAUUAUUUUAGAUACUAGACGCACGUAUUUGACCAGCUGCCUAUUAGACAAAAACUUUGCAAGUCACUUCAAGACUAGUGCAUACAAAAGCCUGUUAUCAAAUAAAUAACAACCCAAAUAUUCAAUAAACAGUAAUAGGUACGAAUGUUUAUUAUUAUACUUGUAUGUGAGAGUUUUUCUGCUCAUUAUUUCAAGAUCAAGAUAAUUUAUAAUUAAAUUAUUGAUAAUAAUAAAAAGGGGUGAAUCAGGAGUAAGUGUCAUUAGAUCUUUGAUGAAUUGAUAAAAACCGGAAACGAGUAUGGAUUUGUUUUCUAAUAAGCAGAGAAAUUUACAGAUUUUCAAUAAAACUAAUAUAAUCUCAUUGUUUACUAAUUUACAUUCUCUUAAUUUUUUGUACAGAAAUUUGCUUUCAUACUCUCGCAACUACCAACUUUUCAUUACUGGACCAUUAUGACGUAGUCUGAAAUAAGUCAGAUACUCUGGCUUCGAUCAUAUUAAAUAUUAGAUCCAAGUGAUGAACAAUCGUUGUACUACAUCGUCGCUACAUAUGUUCUUACAAUAAAACUAAACAACUAAAUUUGCAUACAUAUAUCUUAACUAAAGUGGGCGUGUUGCUGGUCCAGGCAUAUUAGCAACAAGCUACGUUCAAACUCGCAAACGCUAACAUCUACAACAAAGUAUAGGUAUAUUGUUAAAGCAAUAUUACAGUAAGUGAUAAAAAUAAUAUUCCGCAAUAAUAUUCGUAGACCACAAUAGGAAAACUAUAAAAUUAGUACGUGCACAAUCAGGCUUCAUGCCUUUCUCAAAGUGAUCAUUAUAAUAAGCAGUAUUGCUAGUCAAUCUUUCCAUUCAGUCGUGUUUGAGAGCUCGCGGUGUUUGCACGCGUUGGCGAAUAUUUGGGAAAGACUAGUAUCCUCUAGUUUCUCUUAAACAACGUAAAAAUGGUCAGCAGUAGCUAUAAUGUGUCAAUACAAGGUCCUUCAGAUCUUGCUGAGGACUUCAAAAAAUUAGAAGGUUUACCAGGACCAAAAGAUUUUGAGGCAACACAAAAUGAGAGCAGUACUACAGAAAAGAAGUAUCCUUAUUUGGAGCUGUUUCGCUAUGCCACAAUAUGGGAUUGUCUAACAAUGGUCAUCGGUAUACUGGCGGCAUCGAUGGCUUCAAUAUCCGUGCCCUAUAAUGUCAUCCUUUACGCCGAGUUCACCACUCUGCUCAUAGAUCGCAAUAUGGGUAUUGGCAUUUCAACGCCAGCACCGAUCUUGAGUGUUUUCGGCGGUGGCAAGGCGCUCACAAAUGCAACUCAUGCCGAGAAUAUGCAGGCUGUCAAAGAUGAUGCGCUGGCUUUUGGUUUGGGAGCGGUGGUUGGUUGCAUGGUCCAACUAUUGCUAUUAAGUUUGGCGGUCGCUAUCUUGAAUAAAGUGGCGCUCAGACAGAUCGCGAAAAUGCGAAAAUUGUUUUUGGAGUCUAUAUUACGUCAAGAUAUGUCGUGGUAUGACACUUCUGCCGGCAAUACUUUCGCCAACAAGAUGACAGAAGAUUUAGAUAAAAUGAAAGAGGGCAUUGGCGAAAAGGUCGCAAUGUUUGUAUUUCUCAUAAUGACGUUCGUUGCUGGAGUUAUCUUCUCUUUUAUCUAUGGCUGGCUCUUAACACUGAUAGUGCUCAGUUGUUGUCCAUUUAUUAUUGUUUCUACGGCACUGGUGGCUAAAAUUCAGGGCACUUUCACAGAGAAGGAGUUGAAAGCUUACUCGAAUGCCGGUGCGGUCGCUGAAGAAGUCUUCUCCGGCAUACGUACAGUACUUGCCUUUAGCGGUGAACGCAUAGAAACUGAAAGGUUCAGCAAAUUGCUUGUGCCAGCAGAGAAGAUGGGUCGAAAGAAAGGUUUUUACUCCGGUGUCGGCAGCGGCGUUAUGUGGUUCAUUAUUUAUAUUGCUUAUGCGAUAGCAAUAUGGGUUGGCAUUAAACUGAUAUUGAAGUAUCGCUAUAUGGAUGAGAAAUUAUACACAGCUGGUUCGUUAGUUAUCGUACUAUUCAGUAUCAUCAUGGGUGCGCAGAACUUAGGUUUCUCACUGCCACAUGUGGAGGCAUUCGCAACGGCAAAAGCUGCAGCACAAAAUGUUUUUGCCACCAUCGAUCGCAAGUCAGCGAUUGAUCCGUUAAAUGAGAGUGGUGAAAAAUUGGAGAAUAUGAUUGGUAACAUAAGUUUCGAAAAUUUACAUUUCCGUUACCCAGCGCGAUCAGAUGUACAAGUACUUAAGGGAUUCUCAUUACAAGUUCGCGCUGGUCAAACCGUUGCGUUAGUGGGACCGUCUGGUUGUGGUAAGUCCACCACACUACAACUGUUACAGCGCUUCUAUGAUGCGCCCAGUGGUUGUGUACGUCUCGAUGGGCGUGAUCUACGUGAAUUGAAUGUAGGUUGGUUGCGUUCACAGAUAGGUGUUGUCGGUCAGGAACCAGUAUUAUUCGCUGCCACUAUUCGUGAGAAUAUACGUCAGGGUAAACUCUCAGCGACGCAAGAAGAAAUUGAGAAAGCCGCACGUAUGGCCAAUUGUCAUGAAUUUAUUGUCAAACUACCAAGUGGUUAUGAUACGAUGGUGGGUGAACGGGGCGCUCAAAUGUCUGGUGGCCAGAAACAACGUAUAGCCAUUGCACGUGCACUCAUACGAAACCCGAAAAUUUUAUUGCUGGAUGAGGCAACAUCAGCUUUAGAUCCCACAUCCGAGCGUCGGGUACAAGACGCACUCGAUGUGGCCAGUCAAGGACGUACCACGUUGGUUGUAUCACAUCGCCUUUCGACAGUGACAAACGCUGAUUUGAUUGUGUUCGUCAAAGACGGUGCUGUGGCUGAGCAGGGUACACACGAUGAACUUAUGCGCUCGGACGGGCUUUACUGUAAGUUGGUAAUGAUAUCGAAACGUAAGGAAGAGGAAGAGGCUUUAGCGAACACCUCCAAUGCAGUGCGACAGCGUAAGCAACAACAGCAAAUGGUUCAUGACUCCGACGAUGACGACGAAACAAGUUCCGAUGAAGCAGACGCUGAAACUGAUGUGAGCAAACAGAAAUCGAAAAUAAAGACGCCCAAGCUCGAAAAGCAUAAGAUCACUUUUAGUCAGCUGAUGAAAAUGAACGCACCGGAGUGGCGUUACAUACUAAUCGGCUGCAUAGCAGCCAUGUUGCAUGGUGCUACAUAUCCUACAUGGGCUGUGCUCUUCGGCGACUUCUUUGGAAUUUUAUCCGAUCCCGACGACAAUUAUAUCAUAAGGCAAUCGAUUUUGUUUGCCUUUCUGUUCGUCGUUAUUGGCAUUAUAACCGGCAUUAGCUCGCUCUUACAAACCUACAUGUUCAGCAUUGCGGGCGUGAAGAUGACAACGCGAUUGCGUCAUGACGCUUUCAAAGCCAUAAUCAGCCAAGAGGUCGCCUACUUCGAUGACCAACGGAAUUCAGUGGGUGCGCUAUGUGCACGCCUUGCUGGCGAUUGUUCGAACGUGCAGGGUGCAACGGGCUCGCGCAUCGGCAUCAUUGUGCAAGCAAUCUCUACACUUACCAUCGGCGUAAUUCUAUCGUUUACAUACUCCUGGAAUUUGACACUGGUCACUUUGCUAACUGUGCCACUCGUGUGUGCGUGCAUACUUUUCGAGUCACGAUUUAUGGAAGCGAGUACGAAUGUAGAGCGACUAGCAAUUGAAGAUGCGUCGCGUGUUGCGGUGGAGGCAAUAGCUAACAUACGCACUGUAACCAGUCUAGGGCAGGAACGUCACGUGCUUGAGCGCUAUUGCGAACAAAUAGACAAAGCCGAUAAGGCGUGUCGCAAGAAGGUGCGUUUCCGCGGUGUGGUGUACGCUAUGGGACAAACGGCACCGUUCUUGGCCUAUGGCAUUUCUUUGUACUACGGUGGUAUUCUAGUAGCCAAUGAUGGAAUACCCUAUCAGGAUAUUAUAAAAGUCUCUGAGGGUCUUAUUUUCGGCUCAUGGAUGUUAGGUCAGGCGCUGUCAUACGCGCCCAAUGUUAGCGCUGCCGUGUUAUCGGCAGGACGCUUGCUAAAACUGUUUCAACGUACACCCGCCAUGUACAGUCCCGCAGAUAAGCCAUACAACACAACUAUGAAAUCUGGAGGCGACAUUACUUACGAAAACGUCGAUUUCAAUUACCCCAAUCGCAAAGGCAUAACUAUACUGCAGAACCUUAAUUUGACCAUCAAAGGCGGCACUACAGUGGCCUUGGUUGGGCCUUCAGGCUCCGGCAAAUCCACAUGUGUACAGCUGCUGUUACGCUAUUAUGAUCCUGUACUAGGUAAAGUCAAUCUGAGUGGCGUACCAACAACAGAAUUCUCAUUCGAUAGCUUACGUUCCGGCAUGGGUCUAGUUUCGCAAGAACCCGUUCUAUUGGACCGAACUAUUGCUGAAAAUAUCGCCUACGGCAAUAAUUUUCGCACAGAUAUUCCCAUGGCUGAAAUUAUUGAAGCGGCCAAGAAAUCGAACAUACAUCAGUUUAUCACCUCCUUACCGCAAGGCUACAACACACGUUUGGGCAGCAAAGGCGCUCAACUGUCUGGAGGUCAGAAGCAACGUAUUGCCAUAGCACGAGCUAUGGUACGUAAUCCAAAGAUAUUGAUACUGGAUGAGGCUACGUCUGCAUUGGAUAUGGAGAGUGAGAAGGUGGUGCAAGAAGCGCUGGACGCGGCACGCAGUGGUCGUACAUGCCUUACAAUUGCGCAUCGACUGACCACAGUGAGGGAUGCGGACCUAAUCUGUGUGCUGAAGAAAGGUGUGGUGGUGGAGAAAGGCAAUCAUGAAGAAUUAAUGGCAUUGAAUGGCAUAUACGCAGAGCUGUAUAUGAUGCAGCAAGUGGCUUAACCAAUGAUUUCCCUUAGAAUUGUUAAUGCUGUUGUUGGCAAUAACCUGAUAUGUACAUAAAGUCAAUUCGAUAUUAAUUUAGCAUUAACAUUAUUGUUAUGUUAUGAGUAAAGUAGAUAAAUACAUAUAAUUUUAACUAAA